AUGUUUUAUAUAGGAUUAUAUUUUGUCAACGGAUAAUUAUUUAUAUAUUUAUCUGUUAAUGGAAUUGUCUGCUAAUAAAUCUCUAAACAAAGAGAAUAAGAACCCUGUAUUAGUGCUCACCCANUUAAUCUAUCUUAUAUAUCAGCUGGGAGAGCAAUCAUCAUUACCUACUUGACACCAAGUAAAUUCAUUUCAUUAUUUUAGUAUUUAUAUCUCCAUUUAUUGGAUAUAUAGUUGAUAAGGUAGGUUAUAGAAGAAGAUGGAUGAUAUUGACAUCUUUACUCUUUAUUAUUUCCCAUUUAUUAUUUGCAAUAAUACCAACUCCUGAAGAUGGAUCACCAUAAUUUGCAGCUGUAGUUCCUUUGUUCUUAUUAGGAGUUAGUUAUGCAUUCUAUUCUUGUGUUAUGAUUCCUUGUGUUUAAUAUCUUGUUGAUUAAAGAAUCAUGGGUACUGCAUUUGGUUUGAUGGGUCUAUUUGAAAGUAUAGGAGCUUGCAUUUUCCCUUUAGUAUCUUCUUAAAUAUAUAACACUAAUGGUGAUUAUAGGUAAGUUGGAUUCUUUUAUAUGGGAAUUGGUUGUGUUAAUUUAAUCUUUGUAUUAACAUUAUAUUUUGUUGAUAAGAAAGGGAGUGAAGUACUGGAUAAAAUUAAUCCUUUAGAAGGGAAUAGUGAUAAGGAUUCAUCAUCAACUUCUGAUGAUUCUGUUGCUUCAGAUUUAACAGAUGAAGAUGAAAGAGAGUAUAUAGAGAUGAAAUCCAAUAUCAAUUCGUUAAAGUUACAACCAUUAGAAACUAACAGUGACACAAAAAGCGAACCAGGUGAUAUUAAGAUGUAGAGAUCUCUUAGCUUCGAAUAUUCAAUGCAAAUUACAAAAUUAGAUAAUUGA
Molecule: messenger RNA, 884 nt
Organism: Paramecium primaurelia
Lineage: Eukaryota; Ciliophora; Oligohymenophorea; Peniculida; Parameciidae
Source: the annotation of a GenBank genome assembly